GAAGCGCUGUCCAAUAUGGCGGCUGCCUGCUGAGCGAGCGGAAGCGGAGGCCUGAGGGACUCGGGGGAAAUGGCAGCGAAGGAGCGCGGCGGGAACGCAGCCGAAGCUGGGCCGGGAGGCGACGCCGCGGAGGAGGAGAUCCUGCCCGGGUUUCGGGACGCCGAUUCCUUCGUCAAGCAUGCCCUUGGUACAGUGGUGGCUGCUACCAAGGCGUCCAGCGGCCUUCCUCAACCCGGAGAUGAAUACGACUUCUACCGCAGCUUCCCUGGCUUCCAAGCCUACUGCGAAACACAGGGGGACCGUUUGCUGCACUGCAUGAGCAGAGUGAUGCAGUACCACGGCUGCCGCAGCCACCUCAAGGACCGCAGCAGAGUCAUGGAGCUAGAAGACAAAUUCGAUCUACUGGUGGAUGCCAACGAUGCCAUCCUGGAAAGAGUGGGCAUUCUGUUGGACGAAGCAGCAGGUGUGAACAAGAACGAGCAGCCAAUCCUGCCUUCUGGCUUGCAGCCGCCCAAGACCAUCGUCUCCAGCUGGAACCGCAAGCAAAGUGGAGAAUCCAAUAAGUGGAACAGAUCAGAAACCUUUCGCUUGCUGCAUGCCAAGAACAUUGCUCGGCCACAGUUAAAGUUUCACGAGAAGGUUGACAACUCCAACACCCCCUUCAUUCCCAAGCUCUUUGUCAAACCCAACGCCCUGAAGCCGCUGCCCGAAGCGCUCUCGAGAAGCCAACGCAAGCGGAAGGAGCGCCCCGAGGACUUGGACGUGCCGGCUGCUCUGGCCGACUUCCUCCAUCAGCAGAGGACUCAGCAGACGGAGCAAGAUAUGCUUGCUCACCCUUACCAGUACGAACUGGAGCAUUUUUCCCCUGCAGUGGACCUUCUGGAGAAGCCACAAGUCCAGCUGCACAGGCCUGUCUUGGAAACCCCGUGCCACUUCGUCUCCACCAACUUCCUGGACCAGUGCUUGGUCCUUUCAUUCCUGUGUCCCCGCUUCCAGCACCAUUCAUACCGGAGCUUUCUGGGCUUGACGUGCCUGAUGCAGAUCUCCACUCGGACGGAAGAUUUCAUCGUCGACACCCUGGAGCUGCGUAGUGACUUGUACAUCUUGAAUGAAACCUUCACAGACCCCGCGAUUGUCAAGGUCCUGCAUGGCGCCGACUCGGAUGUGGAAUGGCUCCAGCGGGACUUCGGCCUCUACCUGGUGAACAUGUUCGACACCCACCAAGCGGCUCGGCUCCUCAACCUGGGCAGGCACUCUCUGGACCACCUGCUCAAGUUCUACUGUGACGUGGAUGCAAACAAGCAGUACCAGCUGGCUGAUUGGAGGAUCCGUCCUUUGCCAGAGGAGAUGAUCCAUUACGCCCGCGACGACACCCACUACCUUCUCUAUAUCUAUGACCGAAUGAGAGAGGACCUCUGGGAGAAAGGCUACGGGCAGCCCACUCUGAUACAGUCCGUGUGGCAACGGAGCAAGGCCAUCUGCUUGAAGAAAUAUCUCAAGCCCACCUUCACGGAUGAGUCGUACCGCGAACUCUACCGCAAGCAGAAGAAACUCCUCAACAGCCAGCAGCUGGCAGCCUUCCGGCUCCUCUUUGCCUGGCGGGACAAGAUGGCACGCCAAGAAGACGAGAGCACCGGGUACAUACUGCCGAACCACAUGCUGCUGAAGAUCUCGGAGGAGCUGCCCAAAGAGCCCCAGGGCAUCAUCGCCUGCUGUAACCCGGUCCCGCCACUCGUCCGUCAGCAGCUCAACGAAAUGCAUCUCUUAAUCCAGCAGGCGCGAGAGAUGCCGCUGCUGAAGUCUGAAACUGAGGUUGCCGUGAAAAAGAAAGGACCUCUCCCCAACCCAGAGAAACUGGAGAAUCGCUUGUUCGGGCCACACGACAGGUCGCGUAUUCGUCAGGAUGAGAAGGGGAACCAGUCGGAACUCGAGCCCGGACUGGCCCUAGAACACGGCAGCCUCUUUUCUGAAAUGCCAGAGGGAGCGGACAGGAGAGGGGAGUGCUCCCCCUUGCCGUACGUCCUCUGCACAGCCAGCAUCAGUAUUUUCAAUGAGUCUGAAGCAGACGAGGAGGAGGACAGGAACUUAACUGUGGCCCAGCAGAAAGCCCGGCGCAUCAUGGAGUCCUUCGAAAAUCCAUUUCGGAUGUAUCUGCCAGCAGAGGAGAACCCGGCUCACGUCUCCCAGGCGGCAAAGUCCGAUCCCUCAUCAAAAGUCUACGAGAUCAGCAAUCGGUGGAAGCUGCUGAGCCAAACACAGCUGCAGGCAGCAUCCAAGAAAGAGCCUGCAAAGAAAUCGCAACAACAGCAGCAGCAAACAGCAACACGGGAAGCGGCUGAGAAGGAGGUCCGAGAAAAAGCCUCCAACACACCCUCCGUGCGCCAGCUUGUCUCUCAAGAACAGGCCGGCAAAAAGAGGGAGCGAGUGGCCAGCGAGCCAGGGACAGACACACCCAAGCAAGAGAAGAAGAAGCCUAAAGCCUCCCAGAAGCCCGAAGCGGCAGUCGCAACCACGGCGUUCACCCCCUUUGACUACAGCAAGUCUGACCUCAAAGUCUUUGCUGGGGCCAGUAAGUCGAAGGCCUCCACGCCAUUUGAUCCCGCCAAGCAAGCCCAAACCAACAAGAAAUUUUCAGGAGCUGGCAAAGUUCCGCAGCCAGCUGGAACGAAAAGCAUGUCCUACCUCGCUGGGAAAUCCAACCGGGGCUUCAGGCAUAACUGGCCCAAAAGAUGAAGUUGUUGAAGUACACCACUGGAAGGAACCAGAAGAUCCACCUUGUGAACCGUGGACCACCAAGAGGCCACGAGGUCUCUGGCAGCUGUUGCUGAUUUUAUACAGAUACUUGUUUUUUUAACAAAACAAAAAAAACCACACACAUACAAUUAAACUGCCAUUUUUUCCCCUGAAA
Messenger RNA from Sphaerodactylus townsendi, 2908 nucleotides. It is a transcript of the gene EXOSC10, whose product is annotated as exosome component 10. Bases 70 to 2733 code for a protein of 887 amino acids. Gene Ontology annotation, biological process: nuclear polyadenylation-dependent rRNA catabolic process; nuclear polyadenylation-dependent CUT catabolic process; exonucleolytic trimming to generate mature 3'-end of 5.8S rRNA from tricistronic rRNA transcript (SSU-rRNA, 5.8S rRNA, LSU-rRNA). Gene Ontology annotation, molecular function: 3'-5'-RNA exonuclease activity; nucleic acid binding; nucleotide binding. Gene Ontology annotation, cellular component: nuclear exosome (RNase complex); nucleolus. Lineage: Eukaryota; Metazoa; Chordata; Lepidosauria; Squamata; Sphaerodactylidae. The record is from RefSeq and is a predicted model, not a curated record. The transcript has 25 exons.